Oryzias melastigma (Indian medaka) is the source of this 1214-nucleotide messenger RNA. Its product is annotated as apolipoprotein D. The record is from RefSeq and is a predicted model, not a curated record. Gene Ontology annotation, molecular function: lipid binding. Bases 366 to 926 code for a protein of 186 amino acids. The transcript is spliced from 5 exons. Gene Ontology annotation, biological process: brain development; lipid transport; tissue regeneration. Lineage: Eukaryota; Metazoa; Chordata; Actinopteri; Beloniformes; Adrianichthyidae.
CAAAAUAAAAUGUUGUCUCCUGUCGAGCUGCAGUUUCACCAUUUCCUCCACGUCGUUCUCAGAUGUUUGUUCUUCUCGUCUCUGAAGGUGAUGGAGGACACGUUCACCUCUGACACGAGUCACCUGAAUGAUGCCGCUUUGUUCGUUAAUGCCGACUGACUUGCCCCGUGUGGGAAUGUCGGCGUGAGCGUCGCCACACGCCCUGCAGUGACUCAACCGCAGCACCUUUGAAAGAUCUGAGCUGCAUCUCCAUCCGACACUUGGACCUCCGACCUCCAGCUGACGCCUUCACGCCGCUCCGGUAAGAGACGUCCGUCUGCUGCACCACACUUAAAAAAAACUUUCUGCUGAGACCUCCUCCGACCAUGCGGGCCUCCCUCGUCCUCCUGCUGCUGCUCCCCCUGGCCUCGGCUCAGACCUUCGGCUGGGGUCCCUGCAAGACCCCCGAGGUUCAGGCCAACUUCACCCUGGAGGAGUUCGUGGGAAGCUGGUACCUGGUGCAGAAGCUGCCGGCGUUCUCCGCUCCGGGGAAAUGCAUCCGGUCCAACCUGACCCUGAUGGAGAACGCCACCGUCCACGUGACCAACUCCCACUUCCUUUUCGGCAGAGAGUGGCAUUUCGACGGCGUUCUGGUCACGCCGCACAGCGACGAGCCGGCCAAACUUCUCGCUCAUUUUGGUAAAUUCGUCCCCCCCGUCCCAGACUGGGUCCUGGCCACAGACUACUCCUCCCACGCCGUGGUCUACUCCUGCAUGGACUUCUACCACGUCUUCCACGUGGAGUACGCCUGGAUCUUCUCCCGCUCGCCCUCCCUGACCCCGGAGGUGCUCCAGCGCUGCAGGGAGGUCCUGGAGGAGGAAGGAGUCAAGACCUCCAGGCUGCAGGAGGUGGACCAGGACUGCAUGGAGCCCCCCCUCAGCGACUGAAUGUAACGCCAUGAAAUCUGACUUUGAAAUGAUUCACUUGAUUUGAAAAAGGGCAGAAAUCCUUCAAUUUUUCAUCUUCUGAUGAAGAAACGCUCAUAAAUAAAUCUGUCAAAGCAAAUAAAAAAUAGGAAAAUGAUUAUUUAAAAUCUUCUUUAUGUUUUCACUUCUUUAAAGAUGUUAUUUGUGCUGAAAAACAUGAAGUUAAAGUUGAAAAAUCUGAUUUAAACAAAUGAAAUGUUUCUGUUCUUGAAUCUUUUGUGGGAUUGAAUAAAUAUGGAUCAGAGAUCA